AUGGAGCUCCAACUCCCGCGCGUCGCCUCCCGCGCCUGCGACUUGGCGCUGCCGGCCCCCGCUCCCGGUCACGGACGUGGCGGCGCGGCGCCGGACCGUCAUCGCCCGCUCUCCCUACCCAUUCAGAAGCGAUCGGCGGCUGUUGGCGCCGUCGCCAUCUCCAGACGAGGUCAUGUCACCAGGAGGAGCCAGUGGUCAACUCUGGUGACCCCAUCAUACAACACAGGAACUGCCGACCUGGUCGACUUUAACUGGGAAUUACUUGGGUUUCAAUGGGUGCCUACGGACUUUAUGUAUGUAAUGAGAUGUUCCUCAGAAGGGGUGUUCACCAAGGGUGAACUGGUGCCGUAUGGGCCAAUCGAACUGAACCCAUCAGCUGGAGUGUUGAAUUAUGGCCAGGGUUUACUUGAAGGUCUGCGAGCACACAGAAAAGAGGAUGGAUCAGUCCUUCUAUUUCGACCAGAUGAAAAUGCUUUACGGAUGAGAGUAGGUGCAGAUCGGUUAUGUAUGCCUGCACCAAGUGUAGAGCAGUUCCUAGAAGCUAUAAAGCUUACAAUUUUAGCAAACAAGCGUUGGGUACCCCCUACUGGGAAAGGUUCUUUAUAUAUCAGGCCGCUUCUGAUUGGAAGCGGGGCUAUCCUUGGUGUUGCACCAGCCCCAGACUACACAUUCGCUGUCUUUGUUUGCCCAGUUGGGCACUAUUUUAAGGAUGGCCUAUCUCCAAUCAGCUUGUUAACCGAGGAAGAAUAUCACCGUGCUGCACCUGGUGGAACUGGUGAUAUAAAGACUAUUGGCAAUUAUGGUUCGGUGGUUAAUGCUCACAAAAGAGCCAAGGACAGAGGUAAUUCUGAUGUUCUUUACUUGGAUCCGGUGCAUAAAAAGUUUGUUGAGGAAGUUUCUUCCUGUAAUAUAUUCAUGGUGAAGGAUAACAUUAUUUCCACCCCAGUAUUAACGGGAACAAUUCUUCCUGGAAUCACAAGAAGAAGUAUAAUUGAAUAUGCUCGUAGCCUUGGAUUUCAGGUUGAAGAGCGUCUUAUUACAAUAGAUGAAUUACUUGACGCUGAUGAAGUUUUCUGUACUGGAACUUCUGUUGUACUAUCCUCUGUUGGUUGCAUAGUGUACCAGGGUAGAAGAGUGGAGUACGGGAACCAGAAGUUCGGAACUGUGUCUCAGCAACUCUAUUCAGCACUGACGGAUAUCCAGAAAGGCCUCGUGGAGGACAACAUGGGAUGGACUGUGCAAGUGGAUUAGCAGAUUGAUCAUUACGAACGGUCUUUAAAAGGCUCUUCCUGUCAGAUAGUGUUUUCUUGUUUGAAGCAACAAUAAUGAAAUUCACCAAAUUUUCUCACUUCAGGUAUCUUGCUUUACCACGGUACAGAAUAGAAUCACCACUUGUGAAGUGCAGGCACACACUGUACAGCAAUAAAAUUUGGUCCACAGAUAAAGAGGCAUGUAUUAUUUAUCUGACUUUAUUACCAUUUGUACAGACCACACUGCCAGUGUAAAUAAGUGUUCCUUACUUAUCCGAGGCCAUAUUCCAUGCAUCAACUUGUCAUCUGCCUGUCUGUUGUGUAUUCAGGACAAAUUAUUGGCCCUAUUGCACAAUGAAUUGUAUGCGUUUGGAACAGUGCUUAAUUGUAUUUUGUCAGGUGGCAUCACGGCAGGCAUGAAACCCUGCUAGCCAAGCUGCCGAUA
Molecule: messenger RNA, 1695 nt
Organism: Oryza brachyantha (malo sina)
Lineage: Eukaryota; Viridiplantae; Streptophyta; Magnoliopsida; Poales; Poaceae
Product: branched-chain-amino-acid aminotransferase 5, chloroplastic-like
Exons: 10
Coding region: 1-1251 (416 amino acids)
Biological process (GO): branched-chain amino acid metabolic process
Cellular component (GO): chloroplast
Molecular function (GO): branched-chain-amino-acid:2-oxoglutarate transaminase activity
Source: RefSeq, a predicted model, not a curated record